Molecule: messenger RNA, 2360 nt
Organism: Engraulis encrasicolus (European anchovy)
Lineage: Eukaryota; Metazoa; Chordata; Actinopteri; Clupeiformes; Engraulidae
Gene: lft1
Product: lefty1
Exons: 5
Coding region: 972-2147 (391 amino acids)
Biological process (GO): anterior/posterior axis specification
Cellular component (GO): extracellular region
Molecular function (GO): cytokine activity; growth factor activity; transforming growth factor beta receptor binding
Source: RefSeq, a predicted model, not a curated record
AGGGGGAGAGGAGAUGGAGAUGGGGAUGGGGAGGGAGAGGAGUUGGGGAUGGGGAUGAAGGGACAGGUAGAAGGCACGGUAGGCAGGCAAGUAGGCAAGAAGGCAGGUAGGUAGGUAAGUAGGAUAGGCAGGCAGACAAACAGGGCAGGGAGGAGGCAGGUAGGUCGCGUAGAUAGGGGAGGCAGGUAAGCAAGCACUGCAGGGCAGGCAGGUAAGUAGGAGAGGCAAGCAGGCAGGUAGGUAGAUAGAUAGGACAGGAAAGAAUUAAGGUAGGUAAGUAGGAGAAGCAAGCAUUCAGGUACGUAAGUAGGGAGGUAGGGGGCGUAUAGUACAAAGCUGGUUCAGGAGUAAAUAAGAGGCAAAUAAUCUAAUAGAAGAACCUGAGACUUCUGGUUUACUCCUGAACCAGCUUUGUAGUAUAGGACCCGGUAGGUAAGUAGGAGAGGCAGCAGGUAUAGUCAGGCCUGCGUGCUGUCAUAAGGGCUGCUCACUACCUGCCUAGCCACCUAUCUGUUCAUUACCUGCUCACAGCUUUACCCUGCCUCAGGACAGCAGGUUAUAGGCCUACGCUGCAUGGUUUCCCAUUUCAAGCCAAAGAAAAUUAGGUCAUAUAGAACAAACAAUUGAAAAGCAAAAGCCCUAAAUGUCUACCAGGCACAGGCCCUAUCUGGUUACGGUGGCAUCCAUGGAAAAGCAUUUCUAACAAGGAAGCUGAAAACAGAGUUGUCUUGUGAACGUGAAGGGUUUACAUUCAUACGCUAAACACAUUUGUAGGUCGAUAUUCAGUAUGUUUAUUCAACUUCCACAUUAAGAAAAGGUAAAUAACUAAAGUAAAGUAUGCAACACGUGAAAGGCCCCGGGGAGCUUGGUGGGAUUAUUAGACUUGGGGUCUGGGGGGCUGCAAGACCCCUGUUGGUUACGUGCGCGGCUGCCUAGUUCUAGUGUCCCGUGUCAACACGGGAAAUGUCAAAAUGAAGUCAUUUCUUGGCAGCUCGCGCGGCACAGUCUCUACCUUGCUGCCUGUCAGCGCCACAGCCGAGGGCCUGAAAAAGGACUCAAGGGAAAGCACAAUGGCAAUUCUUCAGGUAUCGUGCGCUCUGUGCGUCGCGCUUCUGGUUAUCGUGGAGGGCUUCACCCAUGAGGACAUGAAGGACGCGAUGCUGCAGAAGCUGGGGCUCGACGAGGUGCCAAGGAUCCAGAAGAGGGAUUUGGAGAACCUGGUUAUCCCAGCGCAUAUCAAGAACAAGUACCUCUCCAUGCUCAAACUGCACAACAAGAGACGGCGCCGUGCGCUACCAAGCCUUGCUGGAAUCCUGAGAGGAAUUCAUGGGAAUGCAGACAUCUCAGGUGACUUCGUUUACUCCGAUGCCACUCGUCAGCGGAUAGUCUUUGACAUGGAGGCAAGGAUACCAGAGAACAGCGAGGUCACCAUGGCCGAACUCAAACUCUACAAAACAGUUCCAAGAAAACGUUACACGCCUGAAAGGAAGCACCACAGGCCAGUAAACAAUGCCAGGGUCAGCAUCUAUUGGGUGGAUGUCCUGGAAAACGGCUCCAACAGAACGUCAGUUGUGGAUUCAAGGUUGAUCCCCAUCCACGAGACUGGCUGGAUUAGCUUUGAUGUGACUCAGGCUGUGCACUAUUGGUCGAAAAGGCAACAGAAGACCCCAAUGCACCUGGAGGUGUGGAUAGAGGGCGAGAGACCCGGCAGCUACGCGGCGGAGAUGGCAAAGGGUGUCCAUUUUACCACUCAGGACCCCAGCGAGAACGCCAUGGUGCGACCGGAGCUUGUCCUCUACACACUCAACCUUGAUGAAUUUGGGGCAAGUGGCGACUGCGAAGCCAACACCGACAAGCCAACCUGUUGUCGUGAAAAGUACUUCAUUGACUUCCGAGCCCUCACGUGGACCCAGUACUGGGUCAUCGAACCAGCAGGGUACCAGGCAUUCCGGUGCACUGGCGCGUGCAAACAGCCGAAGCGCAACUACGGUUACGGAGAGAGGAAAUGCGCCGUGGUGGAGAGCGCGCCUCUGCCAAUGAUGUACCUGGUGAAAAAGGGCGACUACACAGAGAUCGAAGUGGCAGAAUUCCCUAAUAUGAUCGUGGAGAAGUGUGGCUGCGCAAUGGACAACAUCUCUGUAGUCUGAAGUGGAGACGUUUGAACUAUGACUAACCUUAAGUACUUUUAUGGUGGACGGCAGAAGACGAAUUAUUCCGCCAGGGGACUUCUUUAUCCUAAAGCACUUGAACAUUGUAAAUAAAGAAGAUUCGUGUCAGAGGAGUGCAUUUUGUAAACCCAAUGGGGCCACAAGGAAAUAUCUGAUACUCAGAGUAUAUUUUUGACCUGUAAAUAGUAUGAA